Molecule: messenger RNA, 684 nt
Organism: Kluyveromyces lactis
Lineage: Eukaryota; Fungi; Ascomycota; Saccharomycetes; Saccharomycetales; Saccharomycetaceae
Gene: ADK2
Product: adenylate kinase ADK2
Exons: 1
Coding region: 1-684 (227 amino acids)
Biological process (GO): nucleobase-containing compound metabolic process
Cellular component (GO): mitochondrion; cytoplasm
Molecular function (GO): ATP binding; AMP kinase activity
Source: RefSeq, a predicted model, not a curated record
AUGUCAGUUCUCAGACCAUUAAGAUUGUUACUACUGGGUGCACCCGGUUCUGGUAAAGGUACUCAGACCUCGAAACUGUUGAAAGAAUUCGGAUCCAUCAAGGCUAUCUCAUCUGGAGAUUUGCUACGUAAACAGAUUGAACAUGGCACACCGUUAGGUUUAAGUGCCUCCUCGUAUAUUGAGAAAGGCCAGUUGUUACCCGAUGAUUUGAUCACCGGAGUUGUGUGUGACGAAUUGAAGUCACGUGGCUGGUUAAAUCCAAAUGCUACUUGGUUACUAGAUGGGUUCCCACGUACCGUGGGUCAAGCUGAAGUGUUAGACAAGUCAUUGUUGGAACACGAUGCCUCAUUAAACCUUGUCGUGGAGCUAGACGUGCCUCAUGAAGUGAUCUUGGAGAGAAUCGAAAACCGUUACGUUCACGUUCCAAGUGGAAGAGUUUAUAAUUUGCAAUAUAACCCUCCCAAAGUCGACGGAAAGGACGAUAUCACCGGUGAACCUUUGACCAAGAGACCCGACGAUACUGCAGAGGUGUUUGGCAAGAGGCUAGAACAGUACAACAAGACAGUGACCCCAUUGAAGGAACAUUACUUGAAGCAAGGUAUUCUGUCAACCAUUUCCGGUAACACUAGUGACAUUAUAUACCCGAAACUAGUAUCGCUAAUCCUACAAAAAUUCGCAAACUAA